Cyphomyrmex costatus is the source of this 2602-nucleotide messenger RNA. RefSeq lists its product as uncharacterized. Lineage: Eukaryota; Metazoa; Arthropoda; Insecta; Hymenoptera; Formicidae. The transcript has 9 exons. The record is from RefSeq and is a predicted model, not a curated record. The coding region runs from base 196 to 2352 and encodes 718 amino acids.
UAUAAGCUGCGUUUGGAAAUAUCAUCCAGUUUCUCCGAUAGUAUUAUCUUAUCCUUGUUGUUCAUUCAUUGUUAAACAAAGAUAAGACGAUACACGGAGGUACUCGGAUGAUAUUUCGAACGCAGCUUUGAAUGGACAAACAAUGCUCGCGAGUGCUCGUGCGAUUGUGUGAGCGUUAAGUGGAACGUAGCCAAGAUGGCAGCAAAUACACUCGAGGAGAAGAUUAAUAAGAUAAGGCAACAAAAUGAAGAAAUUAAGAGAAGACAUGAGGAAGUGGAGGAAGAUAAGAAAAAUGCGGCUAAAUUGAAUGCACUGGUGCAAAUGGUACCAUCUACAGAUUGGCCGGAAAGGAAGGAGCCACCAGAAUUUUCUAAUCCAUCUAGAACAAGUAAUAAAAUAAAAUUUAUCAAAGAACAUCAUGAACAUCCUCAGCAAUACCAGUCCACGAAUGGUGAAGGACGAAAAGUUCAUACCUUUGCUCAGGGACAAGGGCCUCCACCUGAUCCUAAAUAUAAUUUCCUUGCUGAUGCUGAGAGAGAAGGAGGUGAAAGAGAGGGCACGAAGGACAACUCAAAUAGAGGCCAGAAACAUUCAAGAGGCAUGUUUAAGAAGAAACCAGGAGGAAAAGAUGGAAUGCAAAGAGAUUGUAGAACAAAUAGAGGAUCAUACAGGGAUGAGCAUCAGCCAGAGUACGAAGCUUGGAGAGCUGAGAGAAAUCGUAUUGAUGAAGAUCGCAUUAGCAGACAGAGAACUGCAGAAGGUAAUUGGCGUAGAGAAUGGGAUAAUAACAAGGCUCACAUUGUGGAUGAAAUGGCGAGAACUGAGACUAAAUUAGAAGAUCAUAUAAAAAAGGACUUUAAAGAUUUUGAUAAAAAAUACAAUGUUAAUGGAAAUGAUUAUAUAAGCUAUAAUCGCGGUAAUCAUCGUUCCUAUCGAGGAAAUUCGAGACAUUUUCAUAAUAAUUAUGAAAACAAUUCCAACAGUACAUAUCAAGUUGGACACUUUAAAAAUUCUUCCAGUUCCGAAAAGAGAACUGUUGUUGCUACCGACAAAAGUAUAAAAAUUACGUUGAAUCAAGAAAAUAUGGCAAAAGGUCCAGUCAUGAGUGUCAAAGUAAAUUCACCAAGUAUUGCUGGAACAGGACGAGUCGGACCGCGACAAAAAAGUCGUGUAACAUAUAGUAGUCAUUCGGAUGUUGAAGUAACUUCCCCUGACACCGAGUCCUUUUCAUGUCCAAAGUUGUAUGAAGACAGACCUAAAGGUACCUAUUGUGAAAAUCUGCACGAAUCCUCGAAUUGGCGAAAGUCACAACUUUCACCAAAGAAAAAAGACUUCAGUAACAAAUCUCCUUACUUUCGUAAGAAAGAAAUUAAAAGAGAAGAUGAGAGCUUGCAAAAAUAUCAUAAAAUAGAAUCACCUCGGAAAGAAUAUAAGGAAUCACAUACACAAAAGUUUUAUCAAUCUAAAUCUCAAAAUUAUGAGGAAAACACUGCAGAGUCACAAGACAUAACGACAGUAAACAAAAAAGAAAGCAAUAUAAUUUUUUCUAAAGAAUCUGAUAUGAAUAAUAUAGGAAUAAACAAUAUGGAUAAUCAGAACAGCAAUUUAAACUCACACAUAAACGAAACACGUGAAAUUUAUACAGACAAAGAAGAUGAGGCUGAUUUACAAAACUUAGAUUUAUCUUCAUUUGAGAGUGAUACAGAGAUAAUUGAAGCAUGUGAAAAAGAUAGAAAGAAGGAAGAUAAAUUGGAUGAGUUGCAAAAUGUUCAAACAAUUGUGACAUUCGAAUGUAAAAAUACUAAAACAAAGUUAAUUACAGCGUCACUAGAAAAUAAUAAUGAUGAAAAUAAGACUCAAUAUGUGGAAAACUUGUCAUGUGAUGCUAAUAAAGAUACUAGGGAAACUAUAAUGAAAAAUGAAGAUUCAGAACGAGAGAGAACUAAAAAAAUCUUAACAAAUAACUGUGAUAAUAAACAAACUAAAGAUAUGAGUGAACAAGAAAAAGGCAUCAAACAUUGUGCAGAAAUCUCUCUAAAACAAAAAGAAGUAAACAGUGUUAUGAGUCUAUCUUUAACUGAUGUAGAUUAUAAUAUAGCAAAACAAAGUAAUAAAUUAAAAAGCGACUACAAAGCCUUUAAAGGGAAAGAAAUUUUAGCUAUUGAAGAUGAAGUUAUUACAGAUGAAAAAAUUAACACUGGUUAUAAACAGGAUGUAACAAAAUGUAUUAAUGAAACUAAAGAAGACACUAAAGAGAAAGAGCGUAACGUUGCAAAUAGCAUUAUAAUUGAUAAAAUCGAAUCUUUAAAAGAAGAUUUACACAUAGAAGAAAAGGCAGCUUCAAGUGACUAAAAUUGAAAGAUAAAAAAGAGAAAUACAAAAUAAAAAAAUACGAAAUGUUACAAUAUAACUAUAAGUUACCGAAAAUGUGUGAUACAAAACAAAGCUUUUAUAAAUACAUGUUGAAAUGCAUGACAUAUAUUUCAAAAGUUAAUUUUUAUGGCAAUAUACGAGUUGAGAAAAUGUAGUUAUUCGAAUACGUUAGUUCUCAACAAGAGAGAAAGAAAAAAAAAGAGGAUGAUUUAAAAUACUGUAACAAGAA